AUGCCGUAUACCCUUCCCCCCAUCGACCAGGUCCCCCAGUUAUCGCGCGACGACCAGACCGAGCUCCUCGCCAACUUGUUUGAGCGCGAGGCGACGUUGCUGAACUUGCUUAUCGACACCGUGCUCCGCCAGCCGCACGGGCUGUAUCGUCAGUUGAUCGAGGCCUGCCGCGGCGUAUUAGUGCUGGUGUUGGAAGACGCCGACGCCGCUGCCGCCAGAGGCGAAGCUUACGACCCUAGAGUGGCGGAGAUCAUCGGCGCCCACCCCAGGUUAGGGGGGCUGCUGAAGGUGAAGACGACGCAGUUGAGCGAGCACUCGAGCGCCGAGCAGAAGCUGUUGGCGGGGCUGGCCGAGGAGACGCAGAAGCUCAUCGACCUCAACGACCGCUACGAGGCGACAUUUCCAGGGCUCCGCUUCGUGUGCUUCGUCAACGGGCGCCCGCGGCCGGUGAUCAUGGACGAGAUGGAGCGGCGCAUUAAGCGUAACGACGUCGACGCCGAACGCCGCGAAGCGUUCGACGCCAUGUGUGACAUCGCCUACGACCGUGCCAAAAAGCUCGGUGCUGAGUAA
Molecule: messenger RNA, 570 nt
Organism: Diutina rugosa
Lineage: Eukaryota; Fungi; Ascomycota; Pichiomycetes; Serinales; Debaryomycetaceae
Exons: 1
Coding region: 1-570 (189 amino acids)
Source: RefSeq, a predicted model, not a curated record